Portunus trituberculatus (swimming crab) is the source of this 3217-nucleotide messenger RNA. RefSeq names its product checkpoint protein HUS1-like (gene Hus1-like). Bases 214 to 1077 code for a protein of 287 amino acids. Gene Ontology annotation, cellular component: nucleolus; checkpoint clamp complex; site of double-strand break. The transcript is spliced from 6 exons. The record is from RefSeq and is a predicted model, not a curated record. Gene Ontology annotation, biological process: mitotic intra-S DNA damage checkpoint signaling; mitotic DNA replication checkpoint signaling; meiotic DNA integrity checkpoint signaling. NCBI's taxonomy places the organism in Eukaryota, Metazoa, Arthropoda, Malacostraca, Decapoda, Portunidae.
UAUUCAAGCUGGAGAUCAAGACAAUCACAUGGCGGCGGAUGGCGGUGUGUUCAGUGACAGCUGCACCAAACACUCCCGCAACAGCAAUACGUAAGACCUUGGAAUUCCGCUGAACUAAAGAGACACGAUAGGAAACAGGACCAAGAGCAGGAGAAGGGACAGCAGAGGUCAGGUCACACUGUCUCCUCCAUUUCUCUCCGUGACGAGGCCAACAUGAAGUUCUCAGGCACCAUGAUAGAACUUGGCUGCAUCAGACAGUUUGCACACAUCAUUGGGUCGCUUGCUCGCCUGGCCAAACUGUGUGUCCUGCGCAUCACCCGCACACACCUCUACUUCAUCAUCAAUGAGCCAGGCACAGUGCACCGUGCACCGGGCCUCUGGGCAGAGCUGGACCAGGGCCACUACUUCAGUGCUGUCACCAUGAGCGGUGUCUCCGAGGAACACAAUGAGAUAUUCCUGGAGUUUGAGCCAGACAAGCUAUCAGGGACUCUGAGUGUCUUCAAGUCCAAUAACAUUGCUGUGCGGAACCUGAAGAUCAAGCUGGCCAAGAAGCUGGCGCCAUGCCUCACCCUGGAGAUGCAGAUGCCGUCCUUCUCAGAGCACGCCAGGACAGUGGUGCAUGAUGUACCAGUCCUGCCCCUCCCCCGCCGCCAAUGGCACCUCUACCAGGAACCUGAGAUGCCACACUUCUCCGCCUCUGUCUACUUACCACCACUGAAGAAGCUGAGGCACGUGGUGGAGCGCAUGAAGAGCCUGUCGUCCAGCCUCACCCUCGCCGCCAACCGCCAGGGCACUCUGGUCCUCUCUGUCACCUCAGAUGCAGCCAAUGUUUCCACCUACUUCAGGAACCUCAACAUGCCCACUUGGGACAUGGAAGGUGCUGCCAGCCAGGUGGACAAAGAACAGCUGCACUCAGCUACAGUGGAGAUUAAGAAGCUCAUUUCUUUCCUGGCUGGGGAGCAGAUUGGCCCAUCUAAAGUCAUAUGCAAUAUAGUAGAUGACCGCAUGAUCCACCUGUUCCUACUCCAUGAUGAUGUGAUCCUCCAAUAUUUCCUGCCAGCCACAAGAAGCUCGUAGCCAUCCAUAUUCACCUUCAGCCUCCACUCAUCAUCAGGUUCUGCUCAUGCCCUCUCAUUCUAGCUGUCCCAUCCUCUGCCACCAUUCUCUCUCAUCUUUCUUACUUCUUGCUGCUCCUGUCCUAUCUGCCACAGAUCUACAGGCUCCUCUCCUCUCAUCCUCUCCUUUCACUGUUCUUUCUCUUCUUUAUCACCAAUCUGCAUCAUUUCCUACUGGUGCCUCUGUAUCUGCUACCUUGACUUUUAUCCUUCAUCAACCUUCACUGUGUCACCCACAUUACCCAUAAAACUUUGCCAUUGUCAUUUCCAGGUUCAUAUUUAGUGUUAAGAAUUCAUGUUUUGUGGAGUGUUAUUUAUCAAGCCACAAUAUUGUACUGUGAUCAAAGAAUGACAAGUUUAUUUAUAGCAUUGUGAAAGGAUUUGGUAGGAUUCGGUAGGAGUGCUAGGGGAGGUUUUCAUUAGGUUCUUUGUAAGGUGAUGUCUCUCGUCGUGUCCCUUUUGAAUGUUGAGUGUCCCUUUGUUAUAUAAUUGUGGCAAGUCUGAUAUACAAGUCACUGGAGAAAAUAUGCAACUACUUACUAUACUACUACUACCCAUCUUUACAGACAUAUAAUGCAAUACAGUACUUCUCAUCUCCAUAUAGACAUAUAUAAUGCAACACACACUCCCCACACCCACUGAUUUUGCUGUCUUACACUACAUUUUUACUGUCUCACUUACUUUCUCAACACUGUCGUUGUUUGUGUAAGAAACUGUGGCAUGAGAAGGUAAGUGCUGACAGGAAAAAUGUGGUGCAAGACAGCAAUAUCAAUAUGGGUGGGAGGGUGGGGUGGGUGCAGGUGUGUGUGUGUGUGGUGUAUGUCAUGCAUGUAUGUCAAAGAGUCCCUGGUAUAAAUCCAAAGUGGUUGUGUCUUCCCCAUGUUCAGGAAAUAGAAAGUCAUUGUUUUUCCAAAUUAUACACCAUUUAUUAUUGACUUGUGAAAAUUACAAAAUUGUCACAAAAUCAGUUGUAGUUAUUAAUGAAAAAUUGACCAUGAUGUGCUAGUAAUUUCCGACUCAUUCUUGCUACCCCGCAGAAAGUCGCAGUUUUCUGAUGCACUUUCCGUGACUCACUUUCUUCACCUAAACUCGACAUUCAAGAUGAAUUACCAAGUAGGAUAUUUGAGAAAAUUAGACGUACAACUUAAAAGUAUCAUUCGUGUAUUUCUCUUUUGGUUACAUUCAAAAGGCUCACAACUGCAUCAAUCACCAAUGCAAAUAUAACCAUCAUAUAUUUGGUGUAACAGAAGUAUUAAAAGAAGAGUCUGCACUUUACUGUCCUCUGUUGGGUUGAGGAUGGAAUGGAGAGGUGAUAUUCUGGAGAAGCUGUGGUGAGUGACUGUGGUUUGUAAACAUACUGUGGGGGGACAUCCUGUGGGUCUGUGGGUUGAGAGAGAGAGAGAGAGAGAGAGAGAGAGAGAGAGAGAGAGAGAGAGGGGGGGGGGAAUUCUUGAGGCUGUGUUGAGUGACUAGUUUGUAAACAUAGUGUAGGGCAGCAGUAGGGAAAGACCUUGUGGGCUGGAGAGGAGGAGAGGAUAUAUCCAAAGCAGGACUCAAAACAUAACCACCAGCAUGACCAAGGCAGGGGGUAAAAGCUGCAACCUUGCAACGGUUGCAUUUCAUAAUAGGGAAAAGCAUAAUUGUUUCUAGGUUCAGCAUUUCACAAGCCCUACCUCACUCAAGUACAAUUCAUGACUGAUAUUUUGAUAAAUGCAGAGGGUGAUGUUUACUCAACAAGAUGCAAGCCACAAAUGCAGGAUACUUUGUGGGGGCGCUUAUUCUGGUAAAUGAGUGGCCAAGUCGGGCAGAAAGGUGGACAAGUUUGGCUUAACUUAUUUUCGAAAGUACAAAACCGGACAAUUUUCAACAACAAAGUCCAUCAAGACCAAAUGGUAUAAAAACCAAAGUCUGACUAUAUGUAAAUAGCAUCCCAUUCACAUUUCAUCAUCCAAUACACUAGCUGGUGUACUCUUCCCACACACACACUAAUCCAUUCAUUACAUGUAUUUCAUAUUCUUCAUUACCUCAAGCCUAAGUCAUACACCCUGCUUGCUGCAAAAAAUGAGCUACUUCAUAACACUAAAUAUAUAAUUACAAUGUUU